Amorphotheca resinae ATCC 22711 is the source of this 2742-nucleotide messenger RNA. RefSeq lists its product as hypothetical. The record is from RefSeq and is a predicted model, not a curated record. The transcript is spliced from 4 exons. NCBI's taxonomy places the organism in Eukaryota, Fungi, Ascomycota, Leotiomycetes, Helotiales, Amorphothecaceae. Bases 72 to 2585 code for a protein of 837 amino acids. Gene Ontology annotation, molecular function: calcium-activated cation channel activity. Gene Ontology annotation, cellular component: plasma membrane.
CGCCGGGGCCCCCGAGGUGAAGCUUUCAAUCUUCAAUGAUCCCAUAAGACCAUCACCAAAAGUUGCUCAUCAUGAGUGGCACUGACAAAGAGUGUCCGAAAACUGAUCCAACGGACCCUACAAAUGGCCAAAAGCAAAUAUACGUCCAGGCCGUCUUAUCUCUCGCGCUGGGCGCAUCUGCAUUCCUGGGCUUCUGCUUCCUCCGCCCACGAUGGAAGAGUCUUUACGCUGCACGGAAGAGACAGUCCGAUGCUGCUCUGUCGCUCCCAGAGCUCCCAGAUAGCUUUUUCGGAUGGAUGCCAGUGUUGUACAGAGUAACAGACGCCGAGGUGCUUGCUUCUGCUGGCCUCGAUGCGUAUGUCUUUCUAGCAUUUUUCAAAAUGUCGAUAAAGCUCUUUGGGAUCAUGUUCCUACUCGCAUGCGCGAUCCUCGUUCCUAUCAACAAGCACUUCGAUCAUUUGCCGACUUUUGGAAACAGCACUGAUCCGCAUGCUCCCGACCUUUUCCUAUCACUGGGCCAGGAUGAUUGGGAAUUUGAUGAUAUGUAUAAAGGCUCCGAGAACAAGCUUCCGGACAACAGUUAUUCGUGGGCUUAUCUCGUCUUUACCUACGUCUUCAGUGGCCUCAUAAUCUACUUCAUGACACGGCAGACUUUGAAGAUAGUUCAAGUUCGGCAGGAUUACCUUGGUAGCCAGUCAACAAUCACGGAUCGGACCAUCAGGCUAUCAGGCGUCCCAAGGGAGCUUAGGUCUGAAGAAAAGAUAAAGCAAUUUUUGGAGAAGCUCGAAAUUGGCAAGGUAGAGAGCGUUACUAUCUGUCGCAACUGGAAGAAACUCGAUGACUUGAUGGAGGAAAGAGCCCGCAUACUUCGAAAGCUAGAGGAAGCGUGGACGGUACAUCUUGGGCAACCAAAGAGCAUAAAAUUUGAACCUACCGCGCAACUAGCACACCCUGGCCUUGAAGACGAUAACGAAGAAUCGGAAAACCAUGAGAGAGACAACCUUUUGGGGAACAAUCAUGUCACAACUUACGAGAAACCACGUCCUACUACCAGGGUCUGGUAUGGAUUUCUGAAUCUUCAAAGCAGAAAAGUUGACGCUAUCGAUUACUACGAAGAGGAACUUCGAAAGCUAGAUGAUACAAUCAUCAAGGCUAGAAAAAAGGAGUACAAGGCUACACCUCUUGCAUUUGUCACAAUGGAUUCAAUUCCGGCAUGUCAAAUGGCUGUUCAAGCUAUUCUCGAUCCAUCUCCAGGGCGAUUACUGGCAAAACUAGCCCCUGCACCAUCAGAUAUUAUCUGGGAGAACACCUACCUAACUCGGUCGAGCAGAAUGAUUCGUUCUUGGACAAUCACGAUCUUCAUUCUGGUACUUACAAUAUUUUGGCUUGUUCCCGUUGCUGCGCUUGCUAGCUUGGUAGAUCUUUGUUCUAUUCGACAAGUUUGGCCGCAACUUGCCGACUUUCUCGGAAGCCAUGAUAUCCUGAAAGCUCUGGUACAGACAGGGUUACCAACUUUGGUUGUGUCACUGCUGAAUAUAGCUGUUCCCUUCUUAUACGAUUACCUGGCCAACAAGCAGGGAAUGAUCUCCCAGGGAGAUGUGGAGCUUUCCGUGAUUUCAAAGAACUUUUUCUUCACGUUCUUCAACGUCUUUCUCGUCUUCACGGCAUUUGGGACAGCGAGUAAAUUUUGGCCAGUUCUGCAGGAGUCAUUUAAAGAUGCAACGAAGAUCGCCUAUCGACUCGCUACUUCGGUCAAGCUGCUUGCCAUCUUCUACACCAACUUCAUCCUCCUUCAAAGUGUGGGUCUCCUGCCCUUCAGACUUCUAGAAUUCGGCAGCGUCUCUCUUUACCCGAUUACUCGCAUGGGUGCGAAAACACCUAGGGACUAUGCGGAACUUGUCAAACCACCAGUCUUUAAAUAUGGCUUUUACCUCCCUUCUGCUAUCCUCAUCUUUAUCUUGUGCUUGGUGUACAGCAUCCUCCCUGCCGGCUACAUGGUGCUCUUCUUCGGUUUGAUAUACUUUGUCUUCGGCUACUAUACCUACAAGUAUCAGUUGCUCUACGCGAUGGAACAUGGUAGACAUGCAACUGGACAGGCAUGGCCAAUGAUUUGCUACCGCAUCAUGGUCGGAAUGGGAGUUUUCCAGGUUGUGAUGGCUGGACUGAUUGCACUUCAGAAAUCAUUCACUGCUGCAGUACUUGUUCUACCCCUGAUACCAAUGACUAUUUGGUACAGCUAUUAUUUUUCGCGAGCCUAUGAACCAUUGACUAAGUUCGUCGCUCUCCGAAGCAUUCGACGGGAGAACAAUGCCGAUAUCAACCUCGCGGAUGAGGACUUUGGCACCGAUCAGUCCGUAGGACAACUUCGACGCCGGAGUACAACAGUUGAUGAAUCUAGAGAGAAAGGCUGGAAAUUUGUGAAUCCAAACGUCGUAGCCCCAUUGGAGAAGCCCUGGAUAGAGAAGGAGCCGGAAGCAGAGUCAAAUGGCGAGACAAUACGGCUAGAUCGGGAGGAUAGCGUUGAAAGCAGCACCAGCCUGGGAGACACCCAUAUAUGGCGAGAGAAUGGCGAUGAAAAUGUAUAAAUACCAGUGUUUCGAUACCCGCGGCAUGAAUGGCGUUUAGGGUGGACUUCAUUGCCACGAGGAAGGGUCGCCCUUUCCUCUGGCUGGGUUUAGAGUUUUGCGUAGCACGUAUACCCCCAUGUUUCCUUUUCUGGGUUUUAUUUAUAUCAUACGAAGU